Messenger RNA from Durotheca rogersii, 1840 nucleotides. Its product is annotated as alcohol dehydrogenase GroES domain protein. Lineage: Eukaryota; Fungi; Ascomycota; Sordariomycetes; Xylariales; Xylariaceae. The coding region runs from base 223 to 1281 and encodes 352 amino acids. The record is from RefSeq and is a predicted model, not a curated record. Gene Ontology annotation, molecular function: oxidoreductase activity; zinc ion binding. The transcript has a single exon.
GUUGCAACAGGAUCCUGUCAGAGCGCAGCCGCGGUGAACUGACCUCUAACAACUUAAAGUAGCUCUUAACUUGAGCCGGAAGAGGUCUGCUGCUUGGCACAACUUGUCUCCGGUAGCUAGUCACCAGUCACAUAGGUAUUACCUGCCUAUCAUCAUCAUCAUUAUUAUCAACAACUCAUAUUCUAAUCCAAUUUCGAACCGCCGUCGGGCCUUGCCUUCGCGAUGAGAGCAUUCAAGCUAGUAGAAUGGGGCCAGCCAGGCCAGUACGUCGACGUGCCCGUCCCCGAGCCGGGUCCCGGGGACGUCCUGAUCCGCAUGAAGGCCGCCGGCCUGUGCCGCUCUGACCUUGACAUGGUGGACAGCAAGCCGGGGUCGGCGCCGUACGCGAACUCGAUCGACGCGGGCUACGUGCUCGGCCACGAGAACGCCGGCUUCGUCGAGCGGCUGGGCCGCGCCGUGGCGGACCUGCGCGUCGGCGAGGCCGUCGUCGUCCACCACAUGCGCCACUGCGGCAACUGCGACUACUGCACCGACGGCGCCGAGCAGCACUGCGAGGCCUACAAGCGCAACGCCAUCGCCAUGACGCGCGGCUGCGGCUUCGACGGCGGGCUCGCCGAGUUCCUGCUCGUCCCGCGCGCCGAGGUCGUCUCCAUCGGCGCCGAGGACCCCGUCCUGUACGCGCCGCUGACCGACGCCGGCGUCACCGCCUACCACGCCGUGCGGACGGCGGUCGCGCGCCUCAAGCCGGGCACGAGCGCCGCGCUCGUCGGCGUCGGCGGGCUCGGCACGUACGGCGUGCAGUUCGUCAAGCUGCUGUCGCCGGCGCGCGUGUUCGCGGUCGACAGCGCCGCGGCGCGGCUGCGCGCGGCGCGCGAGGUCGGCGCCGACGAGGCGGUGCUGUUCGCGGGCGACGGCGCGGCGGCCGCCGAGGAGAUCCUGUCGCUGACGCGGGGCCGCGGCGUCGACGUGACCGUGGACUUCGUCGGCAGCGCCGACACGCUGCGGCUCGCCGCGGCGGUCUCGCGGCCGCGCGGCCGCAUCGUCCUCGUCGGCAUGCAGGGCGGCACCCUCGAGGUCGGCUGGGGCCUGCUCGCCACCAGCUGCGAGUUCGCCAUCAGCCUCGGCAGCACGCGCCAGGACCUGCGCGAGGUCUGCGAGCUCGCGCGCGCCGGCAAGCUGCGCAUCGACGUCCAGCAGUUCGCCUUCUCCGAGGUCCAGAAGGCCUACGACGCGCUGAGGGCCGGCACGCUGGUUGGGAGGGCCGUCGUCGUGUUCCCGUGAGGAAGCUCUACGCACACGGUACAAUCUGCACAGUGUCUACAGAGGUAGCGGAAUCCCGGACUGAAUAUGAUAGCAAUUCUAUCUCCAAUGCAACCUUGAAGCUAGGUAUCGUGAUCAAAUUACCGCCGGGAACCUACGAUGGUACGUAGGUAUGUGACUCGGGCUAUUCACGAGCACACCACCAUCCCUACACCGUUUUCGCGCAAGACAAACGUCCGGUUCUCUUCUCCCACAGCCCCCCUUGCCUUGUUCAUCUUUUAGGUAUACGUAGCUAUAGUGAAGUUUUGGGAAACUUAGCGUAUCCAUACAAUCAUAUAAGAUGGUUGGGAGCAGACGGGUCCGAGGGAGGAAGAUGAAAUGGAGAAAAUAGCCGGGCGGCGGGAUCAGCCCAUGCCAUGUAUUGCCAGGGAUUAGGGACUAUAACAGGAUCGACGCAUAAAACCACGCCGUUUCAAGCGGGAUAUUUCGGGUAGCCCACUUCUGGCGAAGGAACUAGCGAGCGGCUUGAAAUUAGAGCGGCGGGAACUAGAAUGUGAACGAUAUGGAGUAAGUAGAAGAA